GGGAGGUUCAUUUGCAUCAAUGAAUUGCUAUUUUUUGGAUAAACCUAUUGAUUGGUAUGCGUUUGAAUGUUGCUACGAACUGGACGACAUUUUUCCAAUUUUUGAUGACACACGUAAAAUUAACAUCGAGGAUCAGUUUCAACGUGCUAUAUCUUCAAUGAAGCAAAGCUUGUCCAAAUGUGAAAUUUUUAUAGAAAACGCGUUUGUUGAUGACUCUUUAUCAUUGGAAGAAUUUGUGACUAUCAAUCGUAAAAACGUAGCUAAUGAAAACUAUAAGGCAACUUUAUUUCUGCCUGUCAAGUGUCAUCAAGGUAGCGAAAACUUUAUUAAAGUAAGAAAAUUCAAAGGUACCAUUCGCCUUACUGGCGUUAUUUCUUCGCGUAUAUGGUGCACUAAAACCAAUGUUUUGGGCGAUGUUAAGCGAUUUUUGCGGAACGACAUAUUACGUUCAUUGGCGGCACGUAUCCAAGUUUACUGCGAUGGUUUGACCGAUCCUCAUGUUAGCAACGAUGUUAUUUUUAUAAGUGAACCCCCACGGCGCAUAUUUUUUAACAUAUUCGUCGAUGGAACAAUUAAUGCAAUACAAUUUUCAGAAUACAUAUUUCGAGGAGAAGCUCCAACUGUAGCUGUUGCGCAGGCUAAACAAGUUCUUGAUUUAGACGUCAGUUCAGAGAAUAUAGUGACAGACAUGGAGGGCUUACCUGACGAUGAAAUAUUUAGUGACAGGUCAUUGUCAAACUUACAGAAGACUUCUACCCAACAAAUUGGCAAUUCAACAAAAUACUUAACAAGAUCAAUUUAUAUUUUGAGUAUUUCAUUAACGCUUUUGAUUCUUUUGUUGUCUGUUUGGAUGCAUUACUUCUUUCAUUGACUACAUUUGGAUAUGCACAUAUUUUAUUCUUUACACAUAAUUUUAAAUAAAUAGCAUACAGAAAUCUAUUAA
Molecule: messenger RNA, 943 nt
Organism: Rhagoletis pomonella (apple maggot)
Lineage: Eukaryota; Metazoa; Arthropoda; Insecta; Diptera; Tephritidae
Product: protein odr-4 homolog
Biological process (GO): intracellular protein localization
Cellular component (GO): endomembrane system
Source: RefSeq, a predicted model, not a curated record